Messenger RNA from Labrus mixtus (cuckoo wrasse), 2482 nucleotides. It is a transcript of the gene septin8a, whose product is annotated as septin 8a. Bases 125 to 1387 code for a protein of 420 amino acids. The record is from RefSeq and is a predicted model, not a curated record. Gene Ontology annotation, cellular component: septin complex; microtubule cytoskeleton; cell division site. Gene Ontology annotation, molecular function: GTP binding; GTPase activity; molecular adaptor activity. The transcript has 10 exons. NCBI's taxonomy places the organism in Eukaryota, Metazoa, Chordata, Actinopteri, Labriformes, Labridae. Gene Ontology annotation, biological process: cytoskeleton-dependent cytokinesis.
UGUGUGUGUGUGUCCCUCUCUUCCUGUCUCUGUCAGUUUGGCUCAGUAGUUUAGCAGGCUAGUACAGAGACGAGGGCUGUUCCCUUUCGCCUCUGCUCAGCACAAACUCCAUACAUUCCUCACCAUGGCUGCCACGGACGUUGACGUGUUUCUGAAUGAAGAGAAGCGUAACCUGAAUUUGGGAGGCCAUGUGGGAUUUGACAGCCUCCCUGACCAACUGGUCAGUAAAUCCGUGACUCAGGGAUUUUGCUUCAAUAUUCUGUGUGUAGGGGAGACGGGUAUUGGAAAAUCAACGUUAAUGAACACGCUCUUCAAUACCAUGUUCGAAAACGAAGAGGCAAGCCAUUAUCAGAACAGCGUGUAUCUGAGGCCGCGAACAUACGACCUGCAGGAAAGCAACGUUCACCUGAAAUUGACGAUUGUUGAUACUGUUGGCUUCGGAGACCAAAUAAACAAGGAAUUUAGCUACAAGCCAAUUGUGGACUACAUCGACACUCAGUUUGAGAAUUAUCUUCAAGAAGAGCUGAAGAUCAAGAGAUCUCUCUUCAAUUACCACGACACGAGGAUCCACAUCUGUCUUUACUUUAUCUCCCCGACAGGGCACUCUCUGAAGUCCCUAGACCUCGUCACGAUGAAAAAGCUGGACUCUAAGGUGAACAUAAUUCCCAUCAUUGCCAAAGCUGACACAAUCUCCAAGAGUGAGCUCCAUAAAUUCAAAAUAAAGAUCAUGAGUGAGCUGGUGAGCAACGGCGUCCAGAUCUAUCAGUUCCCCACAGAUGAUGAAGCCGUCAGUGAGAUCAACGCCUCCAUGAACGCUCAUCUUCCAUUUGCUGUGGUUGGAAGCGUUGAAGAGGUCAAAGUGGGUAACAAAACCGUGAGGGCCAGACAGUACCCCUGGGGUGUUGUGCAAGUUGAGAACGAGAGUCACUGCGACUUUGUCAAACUGAGAGAAAUGCUAAUCCGGGUCAACAUGGAGGAUCUGAGGGAGCAAACACAUGCCCGCCACUAUGAGCUGUACCGACGCUGUAAACUGGAGGAGAUGGGCUUUAAAGAUACAGAUCCGGAUAGCCAACCAUUCAGUCUGCAAGAAACAUACGAAGCAAAGAGGAAAGAAUUCCUUGGAGACCUGCAGCGUAAAGAGGAAGAGAUGCGGCAAAUGUUUGUGAACAAAGUUAAAGAGACGGAAGCAGAGUUGAAAGAAAAGGAGAGAGAGCUGCACGACAAGUUCGAGCAGCUGAAGCGGAUGCACCAGGAGGAGAAGAGGAAGGUGGAGGAAAAGCGGAGAGACCUGGAGGAGGAGCUGAACGCGUUCAACAGGAAGAAAGUGGCAGCGGAGACCCUCUCCCUAUCUCAGCCCCUCAAGAAAGACAAGGAUAAGAAAAAUUAAUUUAUGGGCGCUGUAGACCCCCCCACACACAACCAUGGAUAUGUCCUCCAUCAUCAUACCGACGAAAACAUCAGUUUAUUUUUGUUUAUUUGUCUACUUUUGUUUGUUUGUUUUUGACAUUCCAUCUUGACAUUGUGCACAUGGACCAAAGACAAUGAGGAGGAUGAUGGGGAUGAUGACGUCACAGGGGGAGAAAAGAGGGAAAAGAUGGUGAGAGAUUUUGAGGAAACAAUAAAUUCUAAGAGUGGCCAUCUCAUUUAUUCAGGAUCUUUCAUUCCAUGUAUGACUUUUGAACACUUUUUUUUAUAUAUAUAUAUGCAAUUAACUAUGUUGUGCUUUAUAGAUGUUUUUCCAUCAAUUACUCACACAGAAACAAGAUAAUACAUUUUCUGGGUACUACAGUUUAAGUAUUGGGGUGUUGGGUAUUUGAACUUGUAUUUAGAAAUCAUUAAGGGUUCAAGGACUGACAUUCGAAGGACUCAUUAGAGAGACUGUUAAAUCCAGCCUUUCCUGAUUUAAGGAACCUGAGCAGUUUGAUCUGUUGUCCAGGUGUUGUGUGACUGUUAACCUUCUUGUAGUUAGAUUGAGAACAUUUCACAGUAGAGAGAUUCCUUAUCACAUGAGCCAAAUAAAACAUUUAAAUAGCAUAGUGUCAAGUAAUAAAACCGAGUACCUGUAUAGCGUAUAUAUGACUGCCUAUACUUUAGGUACUGACAUCCUAAAUCGUAUUCUAAAGUCUUAAUAAAAACGUAUGCAAUAUUUCGGUGCUGUUUCAUAUUAACUCAAUAAAUGUAUGUGAAUAUUUUCAGGAGCUUACUCAGCUUUUUAUGCAAUUUGUACUAGUUUUUGAAUAAAAUAUUAUUGUAAGAAGCACAUAAUAUGACGGUGUACAGUGAUGUUACUAUAUUGUAAACCAACAAGUUAUGUUGUGAAAGUGGACACACACAGAAACAUGAAGCCAUUGUACAAACAAGCAGAGAAUUCAGGAGAUCAUACAAGCCUCAGCUCGCUGUAGGAGAGUUUACACUCAAAGAUGGAGAAGAGAGAGCAGCUGUGUUUACUGUCUGUCAUUGGAAAUAAAUGCAACAAGCCCCA